GGGCAGUGGAAGGUGAGUUCAGAGUAACUAACCGAGCCUACACAACUGACAUGAAUGACCACACUAGUCUUACUUUCCUCAGAAUGGCAGCAGAAGUGACGAAAUCGCUGGAAGAGUUAUUCUUUAUGAGCCCUUUAGUUCGAGAUUACAAUGCGACAGAAAUUAUAGGAUUCAGGAAAGGAAGUGUAAUAGUGGAAUGCAGAAUCUUUCUGAACCGUCCCUUCACCAGGGCAGCAGAGCAAGUGGGACUAACCUUUGUUCAAAUAUUGGAGAAAGGGCAUGGCAUGCUGCCAACAGGAUCACUUCAUGUUGAUAUUACAUCUAUUACAUUUGCUGGACUACAAGGAGUGUUAACGCCACCUGUCGACCUGAAACCAAUAACCCCACCUCCAUCAGAUGCUGCGUGGUCACCUUGGGGUCAGUGGUCUUCGUGUAACGACUUAGAGGGCAAAUGUGACUCCAACAGAAUCCACAGUAGAUCUCGAGACUGCAGGACAGAGUUAGGUCACGGAAUAAGAUUACUUAACAACGACCCAUGCAGGCGAAAAGGUGGUCACGAGAUUGAAAUAAUAGACUGUGUAUGUUUCAUUACUGAGUCGUCUCCGUCGUCUAGCUCCUCUCCGACUCUGUCUUCAAUCAAAUCAUCUUCGCCGAGUGAGCCUCGUAAUAUACAAAACGUGACGACGCAAGAAGCCAUAUCAGCAAACGAAGUCGUUGGUGAGUCGACGUCAGAAUCAACAGGUGGACCGUGUAGUCACUGCCAACAUGGAAUUUGUAUAAUUUCUGUUGGAGUGCUGGCCCCUCGGUGUGUAGCCUCUAUUGACCCACAGGACCCUAGAGGGUGUGGUGGAUGGUGUACUGGGUCCCACGAAAUUUGUCGUCAGCUUGAUGACCACUUGUAUCAGUGUGUAGACGUUUCUGAAUGUCAUUCUGAAGAGUGGCGUUGUGGUGACGGAUUAUGUGUUCCAGCCAAAAGACGGUGCGAUGGCCAUUUCAAUUGCUAUGACAUGACUGACGAGGCUAACUGUGAUUGCAAGGAAGAUGAGUUCCACUGUGGGAACGACACUUCCUGUUUGCCAGUUACCAGGAGAUGCAAUGGUUAUAUAGACUGUUGGGAUGGUAGUGACGAAGCCAAUUGUACUACAAUGUGCCCUAGUUCCCAGUUUACCUGCAAUAACGGCCAGUGCAUCCCUAACGAUUACUUUUGUGACAGCUACUAUGACUGUAACGAUCUGAGUGAUGAACCGGAGCUGUGUCGUGCGUCAUGCUUAACUCAUCAACAACAAUGUCAGAACGGUCGUUGUGUUAACCACGAAUCAUGGUGUGAUGGCGUUGACAAUUGUGGUGACAACAGUGACGAACAAAAUUGCCCACUAAGUACUACAAUAACAGAAGAGUGAGCAUGAUGGUAAACAUUAUUCUGCUCGACAGGAGUACUUUUUUUUUGUUUUCACUUCUUUGUACAGAAGUCUACCACUUAUUUUAUUGGACUCUUCCUCUACCGGAAUACUUUGACAUCUUUUCCUCGCAGACUUCAGAAGAAUUAUGACGACGUCCACUGUUAAGUACUAGUACAAUAAAUGUCAAAGGGAAUCUCCUCUCUACCAAUUAUAACUGUUUUCAAAAUUAUGCAUAAAUACAGACAAGAAUGAAACUUAACAGAUUACGAUUCACCGAUUAAAGAUUAAAAUUUACGUGGAAAAAAAUAAUUACUUUCUAUGUAUUGCUGCGAUCAGUCAAAUAGGAAGAGCUGUAUGUGAUAUGGUAAAAUGGACAAUAUUUCUUAUCCACGAAGAAAUAAACAAGUUAUUCAAGGCUAAAAAAUAAUAAUAAUACAUUUUUCAUCAUCCUCGCCGUCUUAACGAAUGAAGUUACGACCAUCCGUUAUUUUGACCACCACCGUGCGUUUUUUGUUCUCCCUCUACCGGCAUAAAUAUUUUUUCUUUUGGCAAGGCUGGGUAGAGACAAAAAAAAAAAAAAAAAAGAAA
Molecule: messenger RNA, 1988 nt
Organism: Limulus polyphemus (Atlantic horseshoe crab)
Lineage: Eukaryota; Metazoa; Arthropoda; Merostomata; Xiphosura; Limulidae
Product: very low-density lipoprotein receptor-like
Exons: 9
Coding region: 51-1400 (449 amino acids)
Molecular function (GO): protein binding
Source: RefSeq, a predicted model, not a curated record